UUUGUACGGACAGCCAAGUUGACCCACGGGAUCCUCUCUUCCAGGACGAUGAUCAGAGAUAGCAAGGAGAUGGCUCCUCUCAUGGGAAGCAAGAAAGCAAAUCCGCCGGGGACCCCGCCGACAGCUCCCCAAGAGAAGAAAAGCGGAAACAGUUCCACGCGCUCAGAGGUGACACGCCAGACACUGAGGAACCCCACGAAGCCUGCAGAGGGACAAGGCAGCCCUCGAAAGUUGACCAACCCAGUAGCCGCAUGUUCCCACUUUUUUCUCGAGAUUGAAGCCUUCGACACCAAUGUCACACCAAGCCGGACGUCACCUCCCGUCUUCUCAAAGCCAAUGGACUCCAAUAUCCGCCCGUGUGCAUCUGCAAAUUGUGAAGAUAUGGACUCCCCACAGUCUCUCCAAGAUGACAUGACUGAAUAUACCCCAAAUGCAGACAGCUAUUGCACUAAUUCAUCUCAAAGCGCUCGGCAAAACAACCGCCGGAAAAAGUUGAAGAAGUAUCUGUUUCGGGCAGUGUCAGAGGGCAAUAUAGAAGAACUCCAGCACCUCCUUGCCGAAGUGAAGGAUCGGUCCCAUGCCUGCAGAAACCUGACAGUCCAAGACUAUCUGAUGAAAAAAAUGACCUCUUCUGACACAGGCAAGACCUGCCUAAUGAAAGCCUUGCUAAACAUCAACGAGAACACAAAGGAAAUUGUGAAAAUACUUCUCUCGUUUGCAGAAGAAAACCUGAUCUUAGAAAGGCUCAUCAAUGCUGCAUACACAGAAGAGGCCUACAGAGGACAGACAGCUUUAAACAUUGCCAUUGAGAGACGGCAGUAUGACAUUACUCAGACCCUGAUCGAGAAAGGAGCGGAUGUGAACGCCCAUGCACAAGGCAUCUUCUUCAAUCCUAAACACAAGCACGAAGGUUUUUAUUUUGGAGAGACACCCCUGGCGUUAGCUGCCUGCACAAACCAGCCAGACAUUGUCGAACUAUUAAUGAACAACAGCAAGACGGACAUCACUUCCCAAGAUUCGAGGGGGAACAAUAUACUCCAUGCCUUGGUGACAGUCGCAGAAGACUUUAAGACGCAAAAUGACUUUGUGAGGAAGAUGUACGACGCCAUCCUCUUGAAAAGCAGAAACCGGGAUUUGGAGACAAUGAAGAAUAAGGACGGUUUGACGCCUCUACAGCUAGCUGCGAAAACUGGGAAGCUGGAGAUUCUGAAAUACAUUCUCAGCAGAGAAAUCAGAGACAAGCCAAACAGAAGCCUUUCCAGGAAAUUUACUGACUGGGCUUACGGACCUGUGCAAUCUUCCCUGUAUGACUUGACAGAACUGGACACCACUUCAGAGAACUCCUUGCUGGAUAUUAUUGUCUACAAUACAAAUAUUGGGAAUCGCCACGAAAUGUUGGCGUUGGAACCUCUACAUUCCCUGUUGCGCAUGAAGUGGAAAAGGUUUGCCAGACACGUGUUCUUUGUCUCCUGCUGUUUAUACUUCAUCUACAAUGUGUUGCUGACGUUGAUCUCCUACUACAGGCCUCAAGCAGAAAUGGCUCCACCAUAUCCUCUGGGUUUGACUGAUGACCUCAGCUGGCUCCAGCUGACAGGACAAGUGACAGUGAUGCUGGGGGCCAUAUUUAUAGCAAUUAAAGAGAGCGUAGCUAUCUUCCUGCUCAGGCCUUCAGAUCUCCAAUCAAUCCUAUCUGAUGCUUGGUUCCAUUUCGCAUUUUUUAUACAAGCAGUCUUGGUUGUCUUCUCUGUCUGCUUGUACUUCUUCUCCUACAAAGAACACCUUGCGUGCCUCGUCUUGGCCAUGUCCUUAGGGUGGGCCAACAUGCUGUAUUUCACCCGGGGUCUGCAGUCCAUGGGAAUCUAUAGUGUGAUGAUCCAGCAGGUCAUCUUGCAUGACGUGAUAAAGUUUCUAGUGGUGUACAUUGUAUUUUUGCUUGGAUUCGGUGUAGCCCUUGCUGCCUUGAUAGAUGAUUGUCCUGAAAACAGUAAGUGCAGUAACUUCAGCACUUUAGGGAAUGUCGAGAUCGAACUCUUCAAACUCACUUUAGGCCUCGGUGACCUGGAGAUCCACGAGGAUGCAAAAUACCCCAUUCUGUUUCUGCUGCUCCGCAUCUCCUUCGUCAUCUUGACCUUCGUUCUCCUCCUUAACAUGUUGAUCGCGUUGAUGGGGGAGACGGUGGAAGAUAUAUCCAAGGAGAGCGAACAUAUCUGGAGGCUUCAGAGGGCAAGAACUAUUGUGGAAACAGAAAAGAUCCUGCCAAAAUUCCUGAGGAGAAAAUUCCAGCUCGGAGAAUGGUGCAAAGUGGCAGAGAAUGAUACCAGGUUAUGUUUAAGGAUUAAUGAAGUCAAAUGGACUGAAUGGAAAACACAUGUUGCAUUCAUCAAUGAAGACCCAGGUCCAACAGAUUACAGCAGAAUGCACGACGCAUCAAGGAGUAAUAGCAAGACCACUCUGAAUACGUAUGAAGAAAUUUAUGAUUUGCCAGAAACAUCUGUGUAACGAAAGAACACAAGAAGAGCCUACUGCAUCAGGCCAAUGGCCCAUCCCAAGUCCAGCAUCCUGUUCUCAGAGUUGCCAAUCAGAUGCCCCAAUAGGAACCCCUAGAGCUGCACAUUGGACAAUAUAAGACUAUCUAGACUCCUAGCAUAGUGACAGGGGUGCGGGCAGGAAAGACUUCUGCUGUUACUGCUGCUAUUCCUCACACAGCCCAGCUUUCACUUCCAGAGCUUGGCUGAACUGGUUUCUUGUGGAAAUGAUAGGCAUCACUGUGGACAGAA
Podarcis muralis (Common wall lizard) is the source of this 2777-nucleotide messenger RNA. NCBI's taxonomy places the organism in Eukaryota, Metazoa, Chordata, Lepidosauria, Squamata, Lacertidae. The record is from RefSeq and is a predicted model, not a curated record.